GCAGCCGGUGAAACUAGUUUUUCACGUUGGAGAAGUGGUCGAUUUUAAACUGUCUCUGUGGCUAACUGUACCUCUUUUUCCCGGGGGAAAAAAAAUGGGUGAUCCCGUUGCCGAGUACACGUCUCGAUGUCAACACCAGGAAAGGGAAAUCAAAUUACUCCAAGAUGAAAUAGAGAGACUGAAAGAUCCACAGGAGCUGAACUUCUCAUCUUCACAACUGGACGAGUUGAGGGAGGAGAAUUCCCGUCUGAAAUACCGCCUCAAAAUCCUCAAAACAAGUUUACAGGAAGAGAUGUGCCAAAACAGCAAGACAAUGAUGAACAUCAACCAGCGCUUGCAGCAGAUCUUUGGGGACGCCAUCGGUACUGCCUUCCCUGAUCUGGAGAACCCUCCACUGGCAGUCACUCCCAACCAGCAGGCAAAGUUUGGGGAUUACCAGUGUAACAGCGCCAUGGCAAUGUCUCAGAUGAUGAAAGCUAAGGGACAGAAGGUCAGUCCCAGAGAGAUUGCAGAAAAGAUUGUCCAGAACAUUCCUGACAAUGAGUUAAUCGAGAAGACAGAAAUUGCAGGGCCAGGGUUUAUCAAUGUUCAUCUCAAGAAGGUGUUUGUUUCCAAACUCCUCACAAACCUGCUUUUGAAUGGAGUGCAGCCACCACCUUUGGAGAAGAAAAAAAACGUAAUCGUGGACUUCUCUUCACCUAACAUUGCUAAAGAGAUGCACGUUGGUCACUUGCGGUCCACCAUUAUUGGAGACAGCAUGUGUCGACUUUUUGAGUUUCUGGGUUAUGAUGUGCUAAGGUUGAACCAUGUUGGAGACUGGGGGACACAGUUUGGGAUGCUCAUUGCUCAUUUGCAAGACAAGUUCCCAAAUUAUCUUACUGUUUCCCCACCUAUUGGUGACCUUCAGGCUUUCUACAAAGAGUCUAAAAAGCGGUUUGAUGAGGAAGAGGAGUUUAAGAAGAGGGCAUACCAAUGUGUGGUUAAACUACAGAGCAAAGAGCCAGACUUCAUGAAAGGCUGGAACCUCAUUUGUGAGGUUUCCAGAAAAGAGUUUCAGAAGGUCUACAACUGCCUGGAUAUCCGCAUUGAGGAACGUGGAGAGUCAUACUAUCAGGACAUGAUGACAGCUGUGGUGAAAGAGUUUGAGGAGAAAGGCCUGGUGGAGCUGGACGAGGGCAGAAAGAUAGUUUUUGCUCCGGGCCAGUCUGUUCCCCUGACGAUUGUUAAAUCAGAUGGAGGCUACACUUAUGAUACCUCCGAUCUGGCUGCCAUCCGAAAUCGGCUGUUUGAUGAGAAAGCUGACAUCAUCAUCUAUGUGACUGACAGUGGCCAGGCAAUGCACUUCCAGAUGAUCUUUGCUGCUGCUCAGAUGAUCGGCUGGUAUGACUCCAAGGUCACACGUGUAGAACAUGCAGGUUUCGGCGUGGUGCUUGGAGAGGACAAGAAGAAAUUUAAGACUCGUUCAGGGGACACGGUUCGACUAAUGGACCUUCUAGAGGAAGGUCUAAAAAGAUCCAUGGACAAACUGAAGGAGAAGGAGAGAGAUAAGGUGCUGACCCCAGAAGAGCUGGUGAAAGCUCAGCGUGCCGUGGCCUUCGGUUGCAUUAAAUAUGCAGACCUUUCAAAAAACCGCAUCAAUGACUACGUCUUUUCCUUUGACAAGAUGCUUGAUGAUAGGGGAAACACAGCAGCCUACCUCCUCUAUGCCUUCACCCGCAUCAGGUCUAUAGCUAGACUGGCUAAUAUCCAAGAGCCCACCCUACGUAAAGCAGCCGAGACCACAGAAGUUUUACUGGAUCAUGAAAAGGAGUGGAAACUGGGUAAGUGUAUCCUGCGCUUCCCAGAGAUUCUGCAGAAGAUCACAGACGACCUGCUUCUUCACACGCUCUGCGACUACCUUUAUGAGCUGGCCACCACCUUCACCGAGUUCUAUGACAGCUGCUACUGCGUGGAGAAGGACCGGCAGACAGGGGAAGUGGUCAAAGUCAACAUGUGGCGGAUUCUCCUCUGUGAAGCCACAGCAGCUGUGAUGGCCAAAAGCUUUGACAUUCUGGGUAUCAAUCCAGUUCAGAGGAUGUAAACUGGUCAAUGCCUCCCUCCUCUGAACAUUGAUGUUUUGGAAAAAGGUCUCAUACCUUUUUCCAAAACAUCAGUGUCCCAGUGGAUUUUUAUGGUAUACCAAAUAAAACUCAUAGGACUGUCCAUAAAAAAGUUUUGGCUUCCUGUUAAAGUUUUGGCUUCCUCAUAAAUGUCAGACUAGCCAUCUGGACCUUGACAAACAUCCAAAUAAUCAGUCAAAGCUAAAAUACCAAUCUCCAAGGCUACAUUAGAGCUAUCCACUUCUGGAGCGUCCAGCAAUUGGUGUGCUUGGUUUGACCCUUUUUUCUAUAAUAACUUUAUUGCCAGGCAACAGGAAUGAGCUCACUUAUCUUUGGUUUAUGACCUUUACUCAUUUAGUUUUUGGUUGUAUUAUUUCACAAUAUGCAUAAAACAUUGUUCUCCUUUGAAUUAAUUUCUUAAUGUGUUUUUUAUUCACUGGUGUAUUGCUGUAUCCACAUUGCCUUUAGCCAGAGGCUUUCAGUGAAUUAUUCAAUUUGAGAUAAAGUAACAUUUCAUUUAAGGUUUUUAAUAGAGUUCAGUGUUUUUCUUGCUCUUGCCAUCAAGAUUAACUGAAUUGGGGGUGAUAAAUGCAGCGUCAAUGCCUGAUAAUCUGUAUGAAGAUUAAGUGGAAUUAUUUAAUUCACUUACUGCGUCACUGGUUAUUUACUCAUUGGAUGUGCUGCAACCUGGAUUUUCUUGAUAAUUUUAGGUCUUAGAACUAAAUUAUAGAUCUGAACACUUAAUUACUUGGUUGAGUCUAGGUGAAUCCAUUAGUUUGUUCUAACCUAUUUUAUGACAAUCAGCCAAGUUUUUAAAAAUGUAAUAUGGGCUUUCAACAAAAAAAGAAGGCCACCUGUACUAAAUGGGUUUAAUGUUUUUCAACUCAUAACGCAAAAUUUUUAUUUUCAGCUCAACGUUGCCCAUUACUGAAAAUUUGUAUUUUUUAUAAUGCUGUUUUUGAAAAUGUGAUCUCAAAAACAUAUUACAGAGAUGACUACCAUAUACCAUUUUUUGGGGGAAAUUAAAGGCCCUUUCACUUGACUUGCGUCAGUGUUACCCAAUGCAUUGAAUUCUAAGUGAAGCAUUAGCUACAGCAUGCCCCCAGUGUUGCAUUUUACAGUGUUCAACUUACUAACUAAAUAUAACUGUGCCCCAAUUUGUUUCUUUUCAAAACAGCAGUGAUUAACGGAAAUGUUAAAAGACAUGUGCAGUGUUUGUCUUUUCAGUAACGAUUUUAACUUCGCACCCACGUUUGGUGUGCUUUUCCUGUUACUUGUAAUUGUAACAUUUGUAUGUCAUGUUAAUAAAAUAAGUAAAGUUACUAUUGUAAGAUAUAAAGUUGCAAUUGCAAGAUAUAAAGUCGGAAUUGCAAGAAAUGUAAUUGUGAGAUAUCAAGUUUCAAUUAUGUGAAAUAAAGGCACAAUUACGAGAAAUACAGUUGCAAUUGCGAGAUAAAGUCACUAUUGCAAGAUAUAAAGUGAGUUGCAAUUGCGAGAUGUAAAGUUGCAAUUAUGAGAAAUAAAGUAGAUAUUGCGAGAUACGUCGCAGUUCUGAAAACUUUUUGUUAUUGCGAGAUAUCAACUAACAGUUAUAAGAUACAAAGUCGCUAUUGCGAGAAGUAGUCGUUGCAAUUGCGAGAUAUACAGUAAAUUAUGGGAAAUAAAGUUGUAAUUGCGAGAUACAAAGUCGCUAUUGCGAGAUAUAAAGUUGCAGUUAUGAGUAAUAGCAUUGCUAUUGCGAGAUAAAAAGUCGCUAUUGCGAGAUGUAAGGCCACAAUAAUGAGAUACAAAAAGACAUUUCUCACAAAUACAAUUGCGAGGAAGUCACGACUAACAAUUGUGAGAUAUAAAGUCAGAACUACUUUUUUUUUUAUUCUGUUGUGGGAUCAAGGGAAUCAUUAGGACUUUUUAACUCAGAUUCAUGUUUUCACUCUACUUUGUACACUUUCUUGCUACCUAGCAGCCUCAUACAGUACAAACGGCCCUCAUACAAUCAGCCUUCUGUGACACUAUAAUGCUUUUCAGCUGCAAAGCUUUCAUAUGGAGGUCAAAGCUGUGCAUUAUGGCUGCAUUGAGUGGUGCGUUGAAGUGAUGACUUGUGUCACGUGAAAAAGGUUUUUGAAAGCUUUAAACAAAUACAUCUACUGCCAUAGAUGAAUUGCUAAAGAAGAAAAGGCAUUUCACUCAGUCUAGAGCAGCUAAUUACAAUGUGCUAUAGAUUAUUAUACAUGAGUGAAAACAACAUCUUUAAUAAUUUAAGAUCCUUCAUUCUCUUUUUACUACAACAAGGACUGCUUGUAAUUUGAUAUACUUUUACCGUUGAAUCUGAAAAUGAUAAGACCAAUGAUGUUAAAGAGAUAGAUCACCAACAAUUUAAAUUCAACAAUCAGUUACUCACCCUGAUGUUGUUUCUAACCUGUUUAACUUUUUUUUCUGUGGAAUACAAAAGAAUAUAGAAAGUCAUAUUCAACAUGAUGGUGUAAAUGGUGACAGAUUUUUCAUUUUUGGGUGAACUUCCCCUUUAACUUCAUCGAUCAUCUCAUUUUCAGAUUCAACAUUGAAUGUAGUUUGUCAGUUUAUUUUAAAUUCAUUUUCUUAGUUGGUAUGCAUGAAAAAAUGAAUAAUCUCAAGCCAAGUUGUGUUAUUACUUUCAUGAUAUAUUUAAAUAAAAUCUGUUACAUACAUACAGUAUCAACAAACCAUCACAACAAAUUAAGUUAUAUUAGACCUUGCUAUAAUAAAGUUGACCUUCAUAAAAUAGUAUAUUUAAGUUGCCUUUUAUGAAAUCAAAUACAUGGCGUUCCUUUUUUGAUCAUGUAGUCCAAAACUGUAUGAUAGUAAAAUGCUAAAUAAUAAGAAAUUACAGUUGUAGCAUUUGGGUCUGACAGCACAGAGCUUUGUAAUGUGCUAUGUCACAUAAUUCCUCUGAUGGAGGCACUUAGCUUGAUCAGAGAAUCAUUUUAACAAUAUAAAAUAAAUUAAAACAAAUGUGGCAGCUUCCAACCAAAUAAAAUUAAAAAAAAAUCA
Molecule: messenger RNA, 5126 nt
Organism: Myxocyprinus asiaticus (Chinese sucker)
Lineage: Eukaryota; Metazoa; Chordata; Actinopteri; Cypriniformes; Catostomidae
Product: arginine--tRNA ligase, cytoplasmic-like
Exons: 15
Coding region: 95-2080 (661 amino acids)
Biological process (GO): arginyl-tRNA aminoacylation
Cellular component (GO): cytoplasm
Molecular function (GO): arginine-tRNA ligase activity; ATP binding
Source: RefSeq, a predicted model, not a curated record